AUGAAGCUCUCUACCUCCUUCGUUAUUAUUGCUUCAGUCACUAGCGCCAUGGCUGGCUGCUAUUCCGGAGGCCAGGCCUGGAUUGACGAUUGUAACAAGAAUGCGUUUCGUGGUGCUGUUAGAGACCUGUGUAAGGGUACGCUCUCGGGCUACUUCGACUCGCCUGGAAAGACCAAGUACGCUUGCGCCAAUAGCCCGUGCAAUGGUAUCAGGGCAAAUUUUGCUGUGGGCUGGAGGGGGAGAAGCGGAGGGUACAGCUUAGCCGAGAACGACUGCGUGACGCGGCUGAACAAUGAGAUCGAUCACUGCGAUCAUGGCGGCGAGUCCACCGUUGCUGACUGGUUUUUCCAGUCUGAUCCUAACUCGGGUUACUGCGGAUAG
Molecule: messenger RNA, 381 nt
Organism: Ascochyta rabiei
Lineage: Eukaryota; Fungi; Ascomycota; Dothideomycetes; Pleosporales; Didymellaceae
Exons: 2
Coding region: 1-381 (126 amino acids)
Source: RefSeq, a predicted model, not a curated record